Messenger RNA from Yamadazyma tenuis ATCC 10573, 2037 nucleotides. RefSeq lists its product as uncharacterized. Gene Ontology annotation, cellular component: nucleolus. The record is from RefSeq and is a predicted model, not a curated record. Gene Ontology annotation, molecular function: mRNA binding. Lineage: Eukaryota; Fungi; Ascomycota; Pichiomycetes; Serinales; Debaryomycetaceae. Gene Ontology annotation, biological process: regulation of translation.
AUGGCAGUAAAAAAUAGAGGUAUCAAGAGAGCUUCUGAAGCCACCAGCAAACAGCUGAAGAAGGCAAAAAUCGUUCAGGCCGAAAGCCAAAGCGAGUCUGAGGUUUCCAGUCAGGAAGAAUCUGAUGCUAGUAGCGAGAGCUCAUCCGAUGAGUUAGAUCAAAGCGAAGAUGAAUUAGACCAAAGUGAAGACCAACUUGACCAAAGCGCAGAUGAACUCGACCAGAGCGAGGAUGGACUUGAUGGGAGUGAUGACGAAGACAAAGAAAAUAUCACCGACCCCAACAAAAAGUCUUCUAAAGAACAACACGCCGAGCAGCGUAAAAUGUUAGCAGAGCGAAAAUUGAAGAGAAAAUCCGGAAUACAGGUACAACAGAUCAAAAGCUUAUGGGAGAGAUUGAGAGUCAACAAGCCCACCCCGGCCAAGGAAAUCAGAGACAAAUUGAGCAACGAAAUAUGGGAAUUAUCCAAGGAUUGCAUACCUGACUUGGUGAUGAAACACGAUUCGUCUCGUGUGGUGCAGACAUUGGUAAAGUACUCGUCCAAAGAAAGAAGGGAUCUUAUCGUCAGGUCCUUGAGAGGAUCAUUCUACGUGUUGGCCACUUCUGCUUACGGUAAAUACUUGAUGAUCAAAUUGUUGCAUUACGGAUCCAAAGAGUCUCGCGGAUUGAUUGUCGAUGAGCUCCACGGAAAGUUGAGAAAGUUGAUGAGACAUAGAGAAGGUGCUUAUGUGGUUGAAGAUUUGUUUGUCUUGUACUCCAAUGCUGAGCAGAAGCAACAAAUGAUCAGAGAGUUCUGGGGUGCUGAGUAUGCGGUGUUCAAGGAAUCUGGUAAAGGUAAGUCUGUUCUCGACAUUGUUAACGAGUCUACCGAGAAGAAACAAUUGAUAUUGACUAAUUUGAGUGGUACUAUCACCGCUUCCGUCGAAAAGGGUUCUACCGGGUUCCAGAUCUUACAUGCCGCUAUGAAGGAGUAUGUUUCUAUAUUGGUGUCAGAUUUGGACCAGUAUGAUACUCAAAUCAGAGAGUUUGAAGAAUUGCUCGGUGAGCAGUUUGCGGAGUUGGUUCAUACGCGGGAAGGAAGUGAGGUUGCGUGUUGGUUGAUUGCCAUUGCUAAUGCCAAGGAAAGAAGAAACUUGAUGAGAUCUUUGAAGAAACACGGAAAGGAGUUGAUCAAAAAUGAAUACGGUAACUUGGUGUUAAUCACUUUGUUCUUGACCGUCGAUGAUACGGUCUCCUUGCACAAAAACUUUGACAAUGAGUUAUUCACUCCUGAGUUAUUGCCUGAAGUGUUACAAGAAAAAUUCAGCAGAAGGCCGUUAUUGUACUUGUUGAAGGGUUUGGACGGGAAAUAUUUCAAUCCGCUUGUCAAGAAGGAAUUGCUCAAAUACGAAGAAUUGGCAUAUAAGAAAACUUCCAAGAAACCCCAAGAACAAAGAAGAGCAGAGUUGGUCGAGAAGGCUUUACCUCAAGUCUACAAGAACUUGUUGGAAGUCAUCAAGGUUGAUGAAAAUGCAUUUGUCAAUCAAGUACUUUCUGCGAACUUGGGAGCUCAAACCUUGGCCGAGCUCAUUUUAACUCCAUCUGCCAACGAAGAAAUAAAUACUACCUUAAGACCCAAGUUGAUCGAUGUGAUAUUCAACAGUGUUAUCAAGGGUGAUGUAUUAGAGGACUACCACUUGCUCAACAAAAUCCCAUUCAUAUCCAGAUUGAUCAAAUUGUUGACUCAUGGUAAUGAGUUCAAGUUCGAUUCAGAAAAGAAGAAAUUAACCCAAUUGAAAUCAGAAACUCCACUCCCUGGGACUGGAAAGGAGUUUUCUAUCAGAGUGUUGGAUGAAAUCGUUGAGAACGGCAAGUUGGCCGAUUGGUGUACUGGACAAGGAUCUUUCAUUGUGCUUUCUGUAUACGAGGUGCUUGAGACUCUGAAGGAGACCGAAAAGUUGAAAGAGUUGAAGAAACACUUGAAGAAGAUCAAGAAACAAUUAGCUGACGAUAAGGGUAAUAAAGGUGCACAAAUCAUCUUAAAGAUUCUUAAUUAA